AUGACUGACAUUCAAAAAGAAGAAAAGCAGCAAGAGGAUUCGCAGGCUUCGACACGAACUGCGAGCGGUAUAUCUUGGUAUCUCGUGGUUGCGGCGACGCUGGCAAGCAUUCUUCUAUAUUCUUUAGACAACACCAUAGUUGCAAACAUCAUUCCAGUAUCCUGGCUCUCGGUAGGUUUCAUGAUAGGAGGACUCUGUGUCGCCCUUCCACUUGGAAAACUGUACGGGAUUUUGAACAUCAAAUGGCUUUACAUAUUCUCCGUUAUCCUAUUUAUGGGUGGUUCGGCUCUAUGUGGAGGUGCUCCAAAUAUGCCCGCAAUGAUCGUGGGACGAGUACUCGCUGGAGCUGGCGGUAAUGGUAUGAAUACCGGAGUCAACACUCUGUACUCGAUGAACACAACAGAGAAACAGCGCCCGAUGUAUAUGGCACUAGUUGGCCUUACGUAUGGUAUAGGAACAGUCAUUGGUCCUGUUAUAGGCGGUGCGUUUGCAAGCUCCUCUGCUACUUGGCGUUGGGGAUUCUACAUCAAUCUUGUGAUUGGCGGCAUCUUCGCUCCAGUGUAUAUUUUCCUGUUGCCAUCAUCAAAAGCAAACCCAGAGUCACUCCUGUCGCAGCGCCUCCAUGGGUUCGACUACGUUGGAACAGUUCUUCAAGCAGAAUCUCUUGCUUGCACGGUUAUGGCCAUAAAUUUUGGCGGAAUUCUAUAUGAAUGGUCGUCUGGAAGAAUAAUAGCCAUGUUCGUGAUCGCAGGAGUUCUGGUCCUACUCUUUGCGGUCCAACAAAGCCACACGUUGCUCACUUCGGCAACAACUCGAAUAUUUCCAGUUCAUUUCCUCUCGAUUAAAGAACCCGUCUGUUGUUUUAUUCUCAUGGCUGCCUGCAGCAGUGGGACAUUCCUGGUAAUGUACUAUACUCCGCUCUACUUUCAAUUUGCCAAAGGAGUUUCAUCGCUCCACUCCGGUGUAAAUUUACUCCCCUUCAUAGUUACUACUACGGUUGCGAUUAUGGCCAACGGAGCCAUUUUGUCUAAAACCGGAUACUAUAAGCCAUGGUAUAUCUGUGGAAGCGCCUUGGCUCUUGUCGGCGGUGCCCUCAUGUCUCAUGUCAGUCACAACACAAAAAAUGCGAGUAUUUAUGGCUUGGAGGUACUUCUUGGUCUAGGUUUUUGUAGUUGGCUGCAAACGUCCUACUCGGUCAUCCAGUCAGUGUUGGAUCCGAGCCAAGUUGUUCAUGCGGUCACCUUUAUUGUGUUCGCUCAGUUGCUUGGCCUUGCCAUAUCAUUGUCUAUAGCCGGAGCUAUUUUUGUAAACUCUUCCCUCCAUGGACUCGAAAAUGUACUACCCACUACACCAGUGAAAGAAAUACAAUUAGCCAUCUCAGGGGCCAGUGGUACUUUCUUUGAGACGCUAAAACCAGCAGCACAAGAAGCCUGUUUGGAGGUUAUAAUCUCUUCAUUGCGAAAAGUGUACAUUCUAGUAUACAUCGCAGCAGCAAUAGGUUUCGUGACUUCACUGUUCCUCUCCAAUCGGAGAAUGGCGAUCCAAGUCUAG
This is a messenger RNA of Botrytis sinoallii, 1551 nucleotides long. RefSeq lists its product as uncharacterized. Gene Ontology annotation, molecular function: transmembrane transporter activity. Gene Ontology annotation, biological process: transmembrane transport. NCBI's taxonomy places the organism in Eukaryota, Fungi, Ascomycota, Leotiomycetes, Helotiales, Sclerotiniaceae. The record is from RefSeq and is a predicted model, not a curated record. The coding region runs from base 1 to 1551 and encodes 516 amino acids. The transcript is spliced from 10 exons.